ACCAACAUGCCCCACAAGAAUAUCCUUGGCUUGUGGUUAUCACUCGUUCUCUUUGGAGCUGAAGCUGAUGGAACGAAAGAACUGAAUGGCAUUCUGGGGGAGUCUGUUAUUUUCAAAAUGAAAGCCACUCCAGAAGUUAGAAUUAUUUUCUGGGCUAAUAUUCUUGCCAACAACUCCAUAAAUAUUGCUGUGAUGGAUUUUAGGGAGCCAUGUCACCUCGUGGUCCCCUCCCCAAAAUAUCAAAAGCGACUGAACAUCUCCAAGGACUGCAGAGAAUUACAAUUCAGCCAACUAGAGAAAGAGGAUGCUGGCAGAGGAUGCACAGCAAGAUUUCGUCUAAGAACUUCAGAGUUAAUGGAUGAAUCCUUCGAUCUACGAGUUUUUAGUCGUUUGCUGGACUCUCAGCUCAGAGUGAUCUUCAUUGGUGAUGGGAAAGGAGGUUGGCAGCUGAAUUGUUCUCGAGAGCCCUGGGAAGAUGGGGUGAAAUUUAGCUGGAGCUCAGAUGUUCGGAGCCAGGAUCCCACCCUUGGGAGUGCUGUGAUUACUCUUGCUCCCAAUGUGACCUGCUUUGCAGAAAACCUGGUUAGCAAGGCAUCCAGGACCGUCUUCUUAAAGGAAGCUUAUGCUGAACAGGCUGAGACCCCCUCUGGGCUGUUUCUCUGGAUCCUGCUGUGCCUUAGCAAAGUGGGAAGUUUCCUCCUUUUGGGCUGUUUGGGGCUCAUUCUGAGGGUGAAAUCCAGAAAAGCAGCUGGAGGAGGGAGGCCGACAGACUCCCAAAGGAACCCACCACCAUUGGAUCCUACUGACAGAGGUGAGUCCUCAGGACGUCAGCCAGAGCUCCAGCAUGGGAUUCUACUUUGAGGCAUUCUUGCUAUCGGCUGCCACAGUAACGAGGGAGGGG
This is a messenger RNA of Thamnophis elegans (Western terrestrial garter snake), 901 nucleotides long. RefSeq lists its product as uncharacterized. The record is from RefSeq and is a predicted model, not a curated record. Gene Ontology annotation, cellular component: external side of plasma membrane. Gene Ontology annotation, biological process: T cell activation. The transcript has 6 exons. Bases 7 to 861 code for a protein of 284 amino acids. NCBI's taxonomy places the organism in Eukaryota, Metazoa, Chordata, Lepidosauria, Squamata, Natricidae.